Messenger RNA from Lasiosphaeria miniovina, 2090 nucleotides. RefSeq lists its product as uncharacterized. Bases 469 to 1617 code for a protein of 382 amino acids. Gene Ontology annotation, biological process: FAD biosynthetic process. The record is from RefSeq and is a predicted model, not a curated record. Gene Ontology annotation, molecular function: FMN adenylyltransferase activity. Lineage: Eukaryota; Fungi; Ascomycota; Sordariomycetes; Sordariales; Lasiosphaeriaceae. The transcript has 3 exons.
UAUCUUGCAAGAUUUGAUAUUUUUAUUCUCUUGUCUACUCGGCGGCAUUUAUACUACAAGGAAAGCUGCGCAGUUAGAUACCGUGCUGCGCAUCUGUACCUUUACCCAUAAUCAGCGUCAUCCUUCCAAGAUUGUGCGGUUGUGCCUGUUGGGUGCCUUGAGCCCGGGAUCCCCAGAAUUGGCUAUUUGCGAGUGGAAGCUGGAAGGGGCAUCCCAGGCUCAGGGGUUUUUCGAGGUGGCCACAGGUGCCGCCCCCGCCCCUCUACGGGGCGCCUUUGCGGGGACGACUCCCCACCGCCUCGGUCCGGCACGGCUGACUCCCAACAUGGCUUACCACAGCGGGGAGGGAAGCUGGCACAUACCAUACCUGGCUAUUUCUCCUACCCACCUCCUUCUCCAUGUCCCAGCAACAGGAGAUCUCAUCCCGCGGUACUCCGUACACGGCCUCUCGAGAAAAUACAGUUUGAAAUGACGCAGGACUCGCGCUCGCCCCAGGAUGCUGGUCCCCGCAUCAACGGCGUCGCCGCAAAGCCGCCGCCGCCUACGCCUACAACAAUAGCAGCAGCCACUGCAGCCUCUCCUGUUGUUGCUGCCGUUGCUGCCGCUGCCGUCGGUGCAUCAUCCAAUGCGCCACCAGCAGAAGAAGCAAGAGGAGGAGUAGCAGCAGCAGCAGCAGAAGCACCGGCAGCAGAUCUAGUAGCGACAGGACCCCGCGUCACCGCACGCCCCCGCACAUUACCCGAGAUCUGCUAUACGUUGCGCCGCAAGGUGCUCGCCUUCUUGGACGAGCAAAUACAAGACGCCCACGAAGACCGGCUGCUCCGCGACACACAGGACCAGGCCCGCGUGUCCAUGGGGGUCAUUGAGGAGGCUCUGCGCAGAUAUGGACCCGAGGAUAUAUCUCUGGCGUAUAAUGGCGGGAAGGACUGUCUGGUAUUGCUGGUGUUGAUCUUGGCAUGCCUGCCGGUUGCGCCGAGCUUCGCGCCCUCGCCAGCAUUUACGGCUGCUACACACACGACAUCCGCAUCUGUGCUCACCUCCGCAGCGACGUCCUCCUCUCCCACUCCCGCACCCGAUAGGUCGGAACCGAUCCGCGCUGCGACUUCGCAGCCACCCCCUUCUCCACCGCCCGAGCCUCUCCAGGCCAUAUACAUUGCGCCGCCAGACCCGUUCCCCGAGGUUGAGGAGUUUGUCGAGGUGUCGACCGCCGAAUACCACCUUGAUCUUGUUCGGUAUGCUCUACCCAUGCGGCCCGCCCUCGAGGCGUACCUGGGAGACCGGCCGGCUGUGAAAGCUAUCUUCAUGGGCACGCGGCGGACGGAUCCGCACAGCGAGUUCCUCAAGCAUUUCAGUCCCACGGACAAGGGCUGGCCACAGUUCAUGCGUGUGAAUCCCGUGAUCGACUGGCACUAUGCCGAGAUAUGGACUUUUAUCAGACGUGUCGGCGUCCCUUUUUGCUGUCUUUAUCAGCAGGGCUUCUCGUCGCUCGGAGGUGUGACAAAUACGCGUCCGAACCCGGCACUCGCACUUGACCCUGGCGUCGACGGGACUAAGAAGUUCCGCCCGGCGUACGAGCUCGUUCGCGACGACGAGGAGCGCCUCGGGAGGGACCGGUGAGCCAUGACGCUCCAAUUACUACACGUGAACUCCGUACAGAGCACACGGAGAAAAUUGGCGUGUGCAGUUCCGGCAGACUUUUCGCCAUGGCACGUGAAGUGUUGAAGCUGUCAAGACCAAUUCACCAAUUGGAACGCGCUUGGCUGGGUUUUCAUCGCCUGAACCCUCCCGCGUCUACAGGCUGAACGCCACUUUGCGCACUUUGAGCUGAGGCUUUUAGCUAGAUAUUCAAUAGAUGGAGCAGCCCGUAUCUGCAAGAGCGUAGAUUUGAUGUUUAUAUGGCCAUAGCGAAAGAGGAGGACAAGGUUUGUUGUAGUGCUGGACUUAUUCAGGAAAGGAGGUUGGGUUUUACGUGUAACGAUGUCUUCUGCAUACUAGAAACGACUUCAUAGAGCGAGCAAGCAGUGUAGAGAAUCAUUAUUAGAGUGAGACAUUUACGAGUUACUCGCGCCGCUUUGGAGAACAUCUCAGCC